Messenger RNA from Brassica oleracea var. oleracea, 2454 nucleotides. RefSeq lists its product as uncharacterized. NCBI's taxonomy places the organism in Eukaryota, Viridiplantae, Streptophyta, Magnoliopsida, Brassicales, Brassicaceae. The record is from RefSeq and is a predicted model, not a curated record. The transcript is spliced from 6 exons. Bases 100 to 2454 code for a protein of 784 amino acids.
GAAAAAUUGUCUUCUCCUGUCUCCAACUUUCCUCUCUUUUCUCGGUGAUCGUCAACUUUUCUCAUUUUGUGACUACAACCCGUGAGAGAUCUAAAUCCAAUGAGUUCUUUUGGUAACUCGCCUGUUAUUUGCAGCUGGUGCGGAAUUCAUAUUGCACACCAUCAAUGGCGGGAGCAUGUUCAAGUUUGUCAUGGCGCUUAUAAUCAGGCAAGUGUUGCUAUGGCCACCACUCAGGCUAGCAUUGCUAUGGCCACCUCUCAAGUCAGUGUUCAGGGCCAUGGUGUAUCUGCUGCAACGUUGACUCAAGGGCAAUGGUAUCAACAACCAUAUCAACAGUACUACGAAAACUAUAUCAGAGACUACAUGCAACAACAACCGAUUCAAUGUCAAAGUUUUGCUCCACAAAAUCAAGACGCUUAUAAUGAGGCAAGUGUUGCUACGGCCACCACUCAGGCUAGCAUUGCUAUGACCACCUCUCAAGCUAGUGUUCAGAGUCAUGGUGUAUCUGCUGCAACGUUGACUCAAGGGCAAUGGUAUCAACAACCAUAUCAUCAGUAUUAUGAAAACUAUGCCGGAGACUACAUGCAACAACAACAACUGAUGCAACUUCAAAGUUUUGCUCCCCAAAAUCAAGUAAUCUAUGUGCAGGUGCAGCCACGGGUUCAUCAUGUUGCUCAAACCGAUCACUCUCAGAUGCAACCUCAACCACAGGUCCAAUAUCAGAGUUUAGCUAUGCAUCAACCUCAUGAUGCAUUUUCAUCACCUAAGGACAACAAUGUUCAGGAUAGUCUGGCACAAAACACUAUUGGUCAGUGUCAGUCAAACCAUCCACAUGCAUUUUGGACUGGUCUGAACCCUCAACCUAACCAGACAAACCAAGUUGAAGCUCCCCCAAACAAUAUAUUUGAGUAUCAUGAAGAUCAUUUUGCUGAACAGGUAACACAUGUUCAUCCACCUCAACCUAUUAUUCUCAUUCAAAAACAACAGCCUUUGAUACCAAGUCAACUAACGAGAGAUCAAUAUACGAUGCAACAGGUGCUUAAGUAUGGAGGAGCAUCAGUCCCUGAAAGCUCAUAUAUGCAUUCAUUACAUCAACUGAUUUUGUCAAAUCCUUCGUUGCCGCAACAACAAACAGCAGCAUCAACAACUGAUGUCGUUCAUAAUCAGAUGCAUCAGGAAGGCCCUUCCUAUAAUCUCGAUAUAGCUCUGCAGGAGCAUCAACAUAUUCCUACAAUUCUUGGGGUUCAACCAAACAUGAACCAUUUUUCCGCUACUGCACCGCAGGUGGGCUUAGGACAUGCUGCACCGAGCUUGCAAAGGAUCCCAAAGCAGGUACAUUGGCCACCUUUGGGCCCAGAUAAAGUAAUUCAUAUAUAUGGAAAUAAAGAUGAUGAAGCAGUUAUGGAGAGUUCAAUCUCUGAUUCAACCAACGAUUUAUAUAAUGUGUUACGUGCUGCUGAAGAAACUACAAUUAAUUUUGAUCAUAAGCAUAAAAGAAAGCUUACUGAGGCUUGUGAUGAAUCUGUCCACCGAUCAAAGAUUAUUGUGGAGGGCAGUGAAAUAAAAAUUGGGCCUCUAGGCAAGCAAGUGAUGGAAGAAAAUGUUGGAAAUGACUGGGAAAACCUAGGUAAGAGUCUUUUAGUAGAUGUUGGAAAUGGUUGGGAAGACCUAGGUAAGAGUAUUUUAGUAGAGAAAAAAGGCCUAAACGAUGAUCCUUCUCUGGAUGGUACUCUACUAAUGAACCCUAGUUUGUUAGACCAAGAUGGACCUCCACAGCUGAGCAAUCUUCCCCAGCAUUACCUCACGAUUUCUGAAAAAUCUAGAGGUCGUUCUGCAAAAUCAUUGGAUAGAGUAUUUGACCAGAGAUCAUCGGUUAGGAGUCAUGAAAAGCAUGAGACAGGUUUCGAGCUAAGACCUACUUUAAGAUCCUCUCAGCCUUCCAUGGACUUGGGAGAAAGACAGUUCAGACAUGGACCAAGAAGUCCUAUACGUGAACACCUUGGGAUGCCUUCUCAUGAAUAUGGGCCUUCAGGGGAUAGAUUUGCUUUGCAUAGGAGUGAGUUUAAAGGUCUUGGAAAUCUUCAAAUAGGAGAGAAGGUAAUUGCUGGUGAUAAGAUUGGAGCAGUGGAUAGUAAUAAUGGUUUUAGGCUUGGAGAUGUUGGAUCUCAGAGUAGAUAUACCUUGCAAGGAUAUCCUGGUGAUGAUGUCUCGUUUCCAGUUAAGGGAGACUGGGCGACAAAACCUUUUGAGGGUGUAGAUUUUCACUCCCAGACAAAGAAGCAUCAACAGAAGUCUAUGGAUAUGGUCUCCAUGAUGAAGCAUAAUGAAAAGAAACAUAAAAUGGCUCCUUCGGGUUCUUCUCAAUUUGGUAAUCAAAACAAAAAUGAAGAAGGCAGAUUGAAAGGUUCAGGAGAGAAAGAGGAAAACCGGUCCAUUGUGCAUCAUCCGUAUUAA